Messenger RNA from Prorocentrum cordatum, 316 nucleotides. The record is from the annotation of a GenBank genome assembly. NCBI's taxonomy places the organism in Eukaryota, Dinophyceae, Prorocentrales, Prorocentraceae.
GCUGCAGGGGGAGCUGCAGCUGAGGGGCCCCGGCGUGAUCGGCAAGUGGGAGCGGUGCCACCUCCUCCUGGACGGCGGCACGCUGAGCCUGUCGGCCCCGGCGGACUCCCAGAGCCCCCGGGUCAUCAGGCUCGCCGAUGUCACCGGCCUGUCCCUGAACGAGACCCGGCGCGAGUGCAGCUUCGCCGCGAAGGGCGGGCCCGUGCGCCUUCGGUCGGAGCAGCUGCAGACAGUGCGCACAUGGCACGCGGCGCUGGCGGACUCGGUGUCGAAGCUGUCGCAGAUGCAGCAAAUGCCGCAGACGCUUCGCAUCCCG